Messenger RNA from Musa acuminata AAA Group (dessert banana), 3795 nucleotides. RefSeq names its product protein ARABIDILLO 1-like. Gene Ontology annotation, molecular function: protein binding. The coding region runs from base 272 to 2941 and encodes 889 amino acids. NCBI's taxonomy places the organism in Eukaryota, Viridiplantae, Streptophyta, Magnoliopsida, Zingiberales, Musaceae. The record is from RefSeq and is a predicted model, not a curated record. The transcript is spliced from 11 exons.
CACACGCCUCACUACUCCCUCCCCGUCCCCUAUUCUCUCAUUAAGGCCAACUGAUUCCCUUCCCCCUAAUCGAAUCAACUCGAUAUGAAAUAAGAGAUGGGGGAAGAAGAUUAAGGAGAGAAGCUGAAGCGCCCCAUCUCCUCCAGCUUCUUGCAUUCCCCCACCGCCGGCCGAUCUCCUCGCAAACCCUCGCCCCGAAUUCGAUCGAAACGGCCCCGAAACACUACGCUUCCCAAAUGCCGAUGCUGCUGGCCACCGAUUUCUCGUGUGAAUGCAAGAGCUGAUCGGCCGUGUGGGGAUUCCUCCAUCCCGAGUCGGUUUGCUCGCGAUGAGCCGCAGGGUGCGGCGGCGGACCUCCCAAUCCAGAGAUAAGGAGAAGGUCGCCGUGUCGCCGCCCUACGCUGAGGCUCCCGACCACUGCGAGAUCCCGCGGCCCGGCGGCUGCUGCUGCGGCGGCGGCGGUGGAGCGGCGGGCGUGGACUGGACCGCUCUCCCCGACGAUACGGUGGUACAGAUCUUCUCCCGCCUCAAUUACCGCGACCGAGCGAGCCUCGCCUCCACCUGCCGCUCCUGGCGCCGCCUCGGCUCCUCCCCUUCCCUGUGGACGUCGCUCGACCUCCGCGCCCACCGCUGCGACCCCGACAUCGCGGCCGGCCUCGCGGGGCGGUGCGCUCACCUCCGCCGGCUCCGCUUCCACGGAUCCUCCUCUGCCUCUGCACUCAUCUACCUCCAGGCGCGCGGCCUCCGGGAGAUUGCCGGAGACUGCUGCCGCGAGAUCACCGACGCCACCCUCUCCGUGCUUGCCGCGCGCCAUGAGGCCCUCGAGAGCCUUCAGAUCGGCCCGGACCCCUGCAUGAGGAUCACCAGCGAUGCAGUCCGCCAUAUAGCCAUGUGCUGCACGAGGCUGAGGCGGCUGCGCCUCUCUGGUAUACGGGAAGUCCAUGGCGAGGCCAUUAACGCCCUUGCGAAGCACUGUCCGCAAUUGGCGGAGCUUGCGUUCUUGGACUGUGGCUUAAUCGAUGAGGGUGCACUUGAGAAGGUGGUGUCACUGAGAUUCUUGUCGGUGGCUGGCUCGAGGAAUUUGAAGUGGUCUACGGCAUCCCUCUCAUGGAGCAAUCUCCCAAGCUUGGUUGCUAUGGACGUCUCAAGGACGGAUGUGUCUGCUAGUGCUGUCUUGAAACUUCUCUUGACGUCAAAGACUUUGAAGGUACUUUGCGCUCUCAACUGUACAGUAUUCGAGGAGGAAUGGAGCUAUAAUUCUACAGCAUGCAGAAAAACUAAGGGAAAGCUGCUCCUUGCCCAAUUCUCCAACGUGUUCAGUGGGGUUGCUUCUUUCUUCAAAGGAUAUGGAUAUGUUGUUAGAGAACAGAGUAUUUUUGCAGAAUGGAGAAGCUUGCUGAAUGAGGAUAAGAACCUGAGUGAUAUCAUGAGCUGGCUGGAGUGGAUACUCUCACACUCUCUUCUUCGAGUGGCAGAGAGUAAUCCAAAUGGAAUGGAUGGAUUUUGGUUGAGACAAGGGGCUGCUCUUUUGCUGAGCUUAGUCAAAAGUUUUCAGGAGGAUGUACAGGAAAGAGCAGCAACUGGGCUGGCCAUAUUUGUAGUGACUGAUGACGAGAAUGCAACAGUGGAACCAGCAAGAGCAGAAGCGGUUUUGCAAAAUGAUGGAAUCCCCUUGCUUCUGGAACUUGCAAGGUCUUCUCAGGAGGGUGUGCAGUCUGAAGCUGCAAAGGCCAUUGCAAACUUGUCAGUGAAUUCCAAAGUUGCAAAAGCAGUUGCUGAUGAAGGGGGCAUACGUAUCCUAGCUAAUCUCGCAAGGUCCUCAAACAGAGUGGUUGCUGAAGAAGCUGCUGGAGGGCUUUGGAACCUGUCUGUGGGAGAAGAGCACAAGGCAGCCAUUGCUGAUGCUGGUGGGGUAAAAGCUCUGGUGAAUCUUAUCUUCAAAUGGACAUCUGGAGUUGAUGGAGUUCUUGAACGAGCUGCUGGUGCACUUGCAAAUCUGGCUGCUGAUGACAAGUGCAGUGUUGAGAUUGCGAUGGCCGGUGGUGUCCGUGCACUUGUUACACUCGCUAGGACAUGCAAGGUUGAGGGAGUGCAAGAACAGGUGUUCUCCUCUCAGGCUGCUCGAGCAUUAGCCAAUUUGGCAGCUCAUGGUGACAGCAAUAGUAAUAAUGCUGCUGUUGGUCAAGAGGAGGGUGCACUUGAGGCACUAGUGCAAUUGACUUUUUCUCAAAAUGAAGGUGUAAGGCAAGAAGCUGCUGGCGCUUUAUGGAACUUAUCAUUUGAUGAUAGAAAUCGAGAAGCUAUCGCUUUAGCUGGUGGAGUUGAAGCCUUGGUAGCUCUUGCACAUGCAUGUGCAAAUGCUUCUCAAGGACUUCAGGAAAGGGCUGCUGGAGCUUUGUGGGGCUUGUCAGUCUCGGAAGCUAAUAGCAUCGCAAUUGGACGAGAAGGUGGUGUUGCACCAUUAAUCGCAUUGGCACGCUCAGAUGCUGAAGAUGUUCAUGAGACUGCCGCUGGGGCUCUCUGGAAUCUUGCUUUUAAUUCUGGUAAUGCUCUCCGAAUAAUUGAAGAAGGGGGAGUUCCAGCUCUUGUACAUCUUUGUUCAUCAUCUGGAUCAAAAAUGGCUCGUUUUAUGGCUGCAUUGGCACUUGCUUACAUGUUUGAUGGAAGAAUGGAUGAAGUUGCACUAGUUGGCUCUUCAUUAGAAGGUCGUUGGAAGAGUGUUAACUUUGAUGGGGCUAGAAGGAUGGCAUUGAAGCAUAUAGAAGCUUUCGUGUUGACCUUUUCAGAUCCACAAGUUUUCUCGAUGGCUGCCUCAUCCUCAGCUCCUGCAGCCUUGGCACAGGUAGCGGAUGCAGCUCGUAUACAAGAAGCAGGUCAUUUGAGAUGCAGAAUUGUGAAAUUUGGUGGUGCUGAAGCUAUGAAUCUUUUCUUUUUACUGUAAGCACUAUGGUUGCUUCAGCUGUUACAUACUGCAGCAAGAGGGUGCUGAUACCUGGAACUCGGGUAUUAAUACACAUUUAGGCACUUACUAUGAUUAUUAGUUGAUUACUAUUCAUUCCAAGCCUAUUCACUGGCUCGGAUAUUUAUCCAAAUUUGUCUUUUUUAUAUUUAGAGGAGUUUGAGGUUUUGCCUUCCCCAACUCUGACAAUUCAUCUCCCUCUUCUGAUAAGCACUAUGGUACCUCUGGGUUCCUGAGGCAGGUGCUGCAUUACUUGCGGAUGUUGGACGGGAAGCUAGAGGAGCACAGAGAGUGCUGGAAGAGAAGUGGUCUGUUCUAACAAGAGUUCCGGGUUGGGAGAUACUUCCUAUUAAUGCUGCCAGUGCCCCACUUCACACCAAGUGUUGACAGGGGACAUCAUCAUGUUUUGGUGAAUGACCAGCACUGCUGGUGUCAGCAGGAACAAUAACUAGAUAAGCGCAUGAUGUUUGUUGAAGUUUGUACCUAGUUUUGUGAAAUUUAAAUGUCUAAAGCAAAUACAGUUGCUCUUGGUUGCUUGAACCUAAAAUGUUUGACUAAGUUUGAGGCCUUUCCUCUAACCCAAGUUAGGUCUUUGAAGCAACUAGGCAUGCCUAAACUGAUUAGAUAAAUAGUUCAGAUGUAAAACUUUUGUACCUUGCAUGGCUUGUGUGAUUCACAAAAUCUGUCCAAAAAUUUUAAGCUGUUAUGUUGUUUUGCAAUGACAUUCUUGAAUUUAUUUGCAUUGUUUCUGUCCACUUAAGGUGUGACCCUUUCUAUGCGUUCUAUGUUCAUUCUGCUGAUAUAGUUUACAAGAAAAAAGAAUCUUAUUUACCUUG